This is a messenger RNA of Pichia kudriavzevii, 2106 nucleotides long. RefSeq lists its product as uncharacterized. Gene Ontology annotation, cellular component: plasma membrane. NCBI's taxonomy places the organism in Eukaryota, Fungi, Ascomycota, Pichiomycetes, Pichiales, Pichiaceae. The transcript has a single exon. Gene Ontology annotation, biological process: iron ion transport; intracellular iron ion homeostasis; copper ion import. Gene Ontology annotation, molecular function: ferric-chelate reductase activity. The record is from RefSeq and is a predicted model, not a curated record. Bases 1 to 2106 code for a protein of 701 amino acids.
AUGAAAUUAGGUUCAAUAUUACAGUGGUCUCUACUAUUGACAGGAGUUGUUGAAGCUGGUGAAUGGGUGGCUUAUGACAACGAAUACUAUGCUGCUAUUGGUUGUAAGUCCGCAAUUAGUAAGAAGGCAUACUUUUGUGGUAAACCUGAAUCCGAUAAAAAAUACACUUGUUCUUGUAAGAACGAAUACGCUUUGGCUUCAUGGUUGGGUUGUACUGAGGAGUACUUUCCUCAUUUAUCGAAGGACAAAUUGGUUUCGCAAAUUGUUCAGCUAUGUCAAACAAAGGGUAAACAAAAGAAAAUGACUUCCAAGAAACUGGUUGAUAACUACGAAAGCCUACAAAAUGAUUUUGUUAACAUUGACGAAGAUUCAAAAUAUAAUAAAACUUCUCCAAAAUUCCCAAUUCAUGGUAAAUCUGUUGAGAAAGCUGCUACACUUGCAAUGAUCUCUAACAAACAUAGAUGGGAUAAUGUCUCAACCUCUCACUAUAUGGGUAUUGCUUUUGUUGCUGCUGUAGGUUUAGUUAUGAUUGUUGCUGGAAUUCUUAACUGGUUAUCAAGAUUUUCGUUGACUUAUAAUAAUGCAAAGACUGGUACUUUGGUUAACUUUGUUAGGAAAAAUUUCUCCUUGGGAAUACUGGGUAAUCAUUUGCACGGUGGCUUCUUGGGUGGUGUUAACCCAGAUAGAGUAGAAGCGUUCUUCAUAUGUUUGAUGUUUUUGUACAUCGUUUUGACCAAUUUUAUUCUUGGCUUUGACUACCUUGAAGGUGACACAGUUUUUGCAAACAAACAAGCUGGUUUAUCACGGUAUUAUGGUGACAGGUCUGCAAUUAGUCUGUCUUAUCAUCUUCCUCUCUUGUUUAUUUUCCCUGGUAGGAACAAUUUCUUUCAAGUGAUCACCAGAUGGAAAUAUCAAAGAUUUGUUACUUUCCAUAAAUGGCUGGCAAGGUUCGUUAUGAUGGAAAUUUUGAUUCAUUCCUUCGCUAUGGCUUCUCAGACUUACGCAUUGGAUAAAUUCAGUCGAUUCCAAACAGGUUGGUAUAGAUGGGGAAUUGUCGGUACUGUUGCAGGUGGUAUUAUUUUACUCUGUGCCGCUGCUCCUAUUAGGAAAUACUACUAUGAAAUAUUCCUGUAUACUCAUAUCAUAUUGGUGGUUACUUUUCUCUAUUCUGCUUGGCUUCACGCUGCAUCUCAAGACUAUGAAGAUUUUUACUGGGCAUGUUGUGGUAUUUGGAUCUUUGAUAGAGUUGUUAGAAUUGCACGUAUUUUCCUAAAUGGUUUUGCUCCAUCUGCGACUGUGGAAUAUUUCCCUGGUGAGGAGGUUUUGAAGAUCACUGUUGCCAACACCAGUAAAAUCAUGAAACCAUAUCCUGGUGCACAUGCCUUUAUCCAUUUCUUGACACCAACAACUUUUUUCCAAUCUCAUCCAUUCACUGUUUACCCAUCUGAAUCUCAACCCGGACAUAUUCACUUUACUUGUCGUAUCAAAAAGGGUAUCACUAAGAAAAUUGCAGAUCUGUGUAGAAAAUCCGAAAAAAAUACAAUUGCGAUUAAGAUAGCAGUGGAUGGUUACUAUGGUGAACAAUCACCAUACCAAAUGUUUGAUAAAUCUGUUUUUAUUACCGGCGGUACAGGUAUCUCUGGACCACUAUUCCAUGCAAAAAGACUAGUUGAAACAGAUGCUAACAAAGAAGUCAAAUUCUAUUGGUCAGUUCGUAGAUUAGAAGACAUUAAAAGUUAUGCACCUGAACUAUUAAUGUUCAAAGAUACAAUUGUCAAACCUGUCAUUUAUGUCAGUCAACCUGAGGGUAGUUAUCUUUCUACAACUUCUAGUGAUGAUAACGAAAACAAGGAAGAGUUCACCCCGCCUGCAGAAGUUAACAUGGAUGAACAAGUUGCAGCUGUUGCUUCCUUUGCUGAUAUCAAGUUCGGUCGUUUAAAGGCAACCGAAAUUAUUGAUUCUGAAAUUUCAGAUGCAGCAGGAACAAUUGCAUUUGGUGCAUGUUCUCAUCCUGAGGUCGUGGAUCAAGUCAGGAAACACAUUGCAAAGUCUUUGAAUGCUUCAUCUUAUAGAAUCGAAUACUUCGAAGAGAUGCAAAAAUGGUAG